Molecule: messenger RNA, 180 nt
Organism: Anisakis simplex (herring worm)
Lineage: Eukaryota; Metazoa; Nematoda; Chromadorea; Rhabditida; Anisakidae
Source: the annotation of a GenBank genome assembly
AGGUAUAACAUCGAGAAGGAUAUCGCAGCGUACAUAAAGAAGGAAUUCGACAAGAAGUACAAUCCAACAUGGCAUUGUAUCGUUGGAAGGAACUUCGGAUCGUACGUGACGCAUGAGACGAAACAUUUCAUAUAUUUCUAUCUGGGACAAGUGGCCAUUCUGUUAUUCAAAAGUGGAUAA